AUGAACCCGCAACAGAUGGAACAGAUGGGCCAGAUGGGGAAGUUUCGAAUCACGGUCUGGGAGGAGGAGAACUUCCAGGGCAAACGCUGCGAGUUCAUGCUGGAGUGUCCCAACAUCAUGGAGAGGGGCUUCCGCAAGAUCCGCUCCGUCAAGGUGGAGUGUGGCCCCUGGGUGGGGUAUGAGUACCCUGAGUUCCAGGGGCAGCAGUUUAUCCUGGAGAAGGGCGACUAUCCGUGCUACGAAGCCUGGAGCGGUAACUGCGGCUACAGAACUGAGCACAUGCUCUCCUUCAGACCAAUCAAAUGUGCUAACCACAGUGACAGCAAGGUGACUCUGUAUGAGUGCCAAGACUUCCAGGGACGCAAGUUCGAAAUGUGCGACGACUACCCCUCCUUGCAGGCCAUGGGCUGGUGUAACAAGGAGGUUCCUUCCAUCAAAGUCAAUUCCGGAGCCUGGGUAGCCUACCAGUUCCCCGGUUACCGUGGAUACCAGUACAUCCUGGAGCGAGACAGACACCAAGGAGAGUACAGAAACUACAAUGAGUACGGCACCCAGGCCCACACCAAUCAGAUCCAAUCCAUGCGCAGAAUUCAGCACUAA
Messenger RNA from Megalops cyprinoides (Indo-Pacific tarpon), 600 nucleotides. RefSeq names its product beta-crystallin A2-like. Gene Ontology annotation, molecular function: structural constituent of eye lens. The record is from RefSeq and is a predicted model, not a curated record. Gene Ontology annotation, biological process: visual perception; lens development in camera-type eye. The transcript has 4 exons. Bases 1 to 600 code for a protein of 199 amino acids. NCBI's taxonomy places the organism in Eukaryota, Metazoa, Chordata, Actinopteri, Elopiformes, Megalopidae.